CUUGCAAUCAGCCUGAAAUCAAAUAUUAACCAACCCAAACCACUCCAUGAUAUUAUUCUCUCAGCUGCCGCCAAGCUUUCUGAAUAUUUUCUUCCAUCUGAAAUCAUUUAGGCUUCCCACCAAAGCAACACACUACCAGACAUAACAAAUCCUCUUGAGCUUAACACUCUUCCUUCCAAUUCAUUCCCUCGUUCUCUUCUCCUCCUUCUCUUUCUCCAUCUCCUUCCUCUCCUUUCUGUAAUCUGAUUCAGUUUAUACUAAUAUGGCUCUGAAGCAGCGGGUGGAGAGGUUCAUCAUGCUUCCCUUCUCAGUUGGUUGUGCUUCUCAGUCAGCUAUUAGAGUCUCCAAGAACCAACCAAAGAAUACUCACAUCAAAGAAGUCUUCAUGCUUGAAGAUGAAGAUGGGAGGGAGGAGAAUGCUAGACCCAAGAGUUCCUCAUUCUUUCUCCAGCUCCAAAGACCAAACUUCUUUGUUGGUAUUCAUAAACUAGCUAAAGGACUUAAGAACUUAUCUGCUCUGUUCACAAUCUACAAAAAUGAAGAUGAAGAAGAAGAAGAGGCAGAUAUGGAGAUUGGACACCCUACAGAUGUGCAGCAUGUGGCUCACAUAGGAUGGGAUGGCUACAAUAAUGUGAGUGGAAUGAAGAGCUGGGAGAAAGCACCAGAGUUCUUAACUUUAUCUUCCCUUUCUUUGAAGCAAUGUGAGUUGGCCAUGUCCGCACAGGUGCAGGGUAGUCGUCCUCUUUGAGGUUUGGAUUAGGUUUUGUGGAGCCUUGAUUAAUUAAUUGUAUUGGUUUCUUUGGUUUUUGUAACUUUAUGUUAUUGUAGCUGUAUUGAGGGUUACAUGUGAGUUUGUAUAGACAACUUUAA
Phalaenopsis equestris is the source of this 870-nucleotide messenger RNA. Its product is annotated as CRIB domain-containing protein RIC4-like. The transcript has 2 exons. NCBI's taxonomy places the organism in Eukaryota, Viridiplantae, Streptophyta, Magnoliopsida, Asparagales, Orchidaceae. Bases 263 to 748 code for a protein of 161 amino acids. The record is from RefSeq and is a predicted model, not a curated record.